Messenger RNA from Zasmidium cellare ATCC 36951, 2769 nucleotides. RefSeq lists its product as uncharacterized. The coding region runs from base 1 to 2769 and encodes 922 amino acids. The transcript is spliced from 3 exons. Gene Ontology annotation, molecular function: structural molecule activity. Gene Ontology annotation, cellular component: Golgi membrane; endoplasmic reticulum; COPI vesicle coat. Gene Ontology annotation, biological process: protein secretion; intra-Golgi vesicle-mediated transport; intracellular protein transport. NCBI's taxonomy places the organism in Eukaryota, Fungi, Ascomycota, Dothideomycetes, Mycosphaerellales, Mycosphaerellaceae. The record is from RefSeq and is a predicted model, not a curated record.
AUGGCCAUGAACAAAAAGGACGAGGACGAUGCGGGCAUCGUCAAGGUCGACCGGACGUCGGUCUUCCAAGAAGCCCGAGUCUUCAACACAUCACCUGUAUCGCCCCGAAAAUGCCGCAUUCUCCUGACCAAGAUCGCGCUCCUCCUCUUCACCGGCGAGAAGUUCCCCACCAACGAAGCGACCUCCUUAUUCUUUGGCAUAUCCAAGCUGUUCCAGAACAAGGAUGCCUCUCUCCGACAGAUGGUAUACCUGGUUAUCAAGGAGCUGGCGCAGACUGCCGAGGAUGUCAUCAUGGUCACGAGCAGUAUAAUGAAGGAUACCGCAGUGGGAAGUGACGUCCUGUACAGAGCCAAUGCCAUUCGCGCUCUGUGCCGGAUAAUAGACGCUUCGACUGUGCAGGCCAUUGAGCGCAACAUCAAGACUGCCAUUGUGGACAAGACUCCAUCUGUCUCCUCUGCGGCGCUGGUGUCUUCAUACCAUCUCCUGCCAAUUGCCAAAGAUAUCGUGAAAAGAUGGCAGAGCGAGACACAAGAGGCCGCCUCAUCGGCCAAGUCUUCUGGUGGUUUCAUGGGGUUCGGUGGCUCUUCGACGCAUCAGAUGGCUGCAGCGAAUACCAACUUCAUGACUCAGUAUCAUGCAAUUGGAUUGCUGUACCAGAUGCGCUCGCACGAUCGCAUGGCCUUGGUGAAAAUGGUGCAACAGUACAGCGCUGCUGGUGUCGUCAAGUCCCCAGCUGCCAGAGUCAUGCUUGUCAGACUUGCUGCUAAGCUCGCAGAGGAUGAUCCCAGCUUGAGGAAGCCCAUGAUGAAGCUUCUGGAUGAGUGGCUCCGGGACAAGAGCGAGAUGGUCAACUUCGAGGCUGCGAAGGCGAUCUGUGAGAUGCCAGAUCUUACUGAUGCAGAGGUCGGCCAAGCGAUCCACGUCCUGCAACUCUUCCUCACAUCGCCCCGCGCAGUCACCAAAUUCGCCGCGAUCCGCAUUCUCCACCAAUUCGCCUCGUUCAAGCCAGAUGCCGUGCGGCAAUGCAACCCAGAUAUCGAGUCCCUCAUCUCCAACUCGAAUCGCUCCAUCGCCACCUUUGCCAUCACCACACUCCUCAAGACCGGGAACGAAGCGUCUGUCGAUCGCCUCAUGACCCAAAUCAGCGGCUUCAUGGCAGAGAUAACGGACGAGUUCAAGGUGACCAUCGUUGAAGCCAUCCGAACGCUGUGCUUGAAAUUUCCUUCAAAGCAGGCACGUAUGCUUGCCUUCCUCUCUGGUAUCCUCCGUGACGAGGGCGGCUACGAGUUCAAGCGUAGUGUCGUUGAGAGCAUGUUCGACUUGAUUAAGUUCGUGCCUGAUAGCAAGGAGGAAGCGCUGGCUCACCUCUGCGAGUUCAUCGAGGACUGCGAGUUCACCAAGCUUGCGGUGCGCAUCCUUCACUUGCUCGGUAUGGAGGGACCAAGGACGGCUCAGCCCACGAAAUACAUCCGCUACAUCUACAACCGUGUUGUCCUGGAGAACGCCAUCGUCCGAGCAGCGGCAGUCACUGCGCUCGCCAAGUUUGGUGUUGGCCAGAAAGAUCCUGAAGUCAAGCGAAGUGUGAGCGUACUUCUCACAAGGUGUCUCGAUGAUCUUGAUGAUGAGGUCCGCGAUCGUGCCGCUCUCAACCUGAGACUCAUGAAGGAGGAGGACGACGACGUAGCAGCGAAGUUCAUCCGAAACGAUUCCAUGUUCUCCCUGCCUGUUCUCGAAGACCAACUUGCGCAUUAUGUGAAUGGCGGAAGCGCAGAAGCAUUCGCCAACCCCUUCGACUUCUCCAACGUGCCAGUCGUGACUCGCGAGCAGUCACUGGCAGAAGACCGCACGAAGAAGCUCACAACUGCAACUCCUACCCUCAAAGCACCCAGCGUGGGACCAAAGAAGACCGACACGAACGCAGCCGACGCGGCUCAGCAAGCUACCGUCGCUACUCAGAAGUACGCGAAACAACUGCAAGCAAUCCCAGAGUUCUCCACGUAUGGACCUGUGCUCAAGAGCAGCCCUGGCAUCGAGCUCACGGAAAGCGGGACCGAAUACGCCGUCACUGCGAUCAAGCAUCUCUUCAAGGAGCAUAUCGUGCUGCAGUACGACAUUAAGAACACACUCACCGACUAUGUUCUCACAGACGUCACUGUCAUCUCGAAUCCAUCGCCCUCUGAAGAAGGCGAGGAGUCACCGCUGGAAGACGACGGCUUCAUCAUCCCUGUACCUUUGCUCAAGACUGACGAGCCCGGCACCGUCUACACAUCCUUCUCCAGACCCGCCGACCAGGCAUUUAUCCCGGCAUCCUUCACCAACGUCCUCAAGUUCACGCUCAAGGAGAUUGACCCCACCACGUCAGAGCCGGAAGAAGAGGGCUACGAAGAUGAGUAUCAAGUUGGAGACCUGGAAAUCACUGGUGCCGACUAUGUUCUCCCUGCCUUUGCUGGCAGCUUUGACAACAUCUGGUCUGGCCUGCCUGUUGAAGAUGAAGUCUCAGAAACACUGCAGCUUUCGAAUGUCAAGGGUAUCACCGAUGCAGUGGAGCUCCUUGUUGGCGCUCUUGGUAUGCAACCUCUGGAGGGCACCGAAGUCGCACUGUCGACCAGCACACAUACCCUCAAGCUCUACGGCAAGUCGGUCACUGGUGGCAAAGUUGCCAGCACAGUGCGGAUGGCGUUCUCGGCCAAGUCUGGCGUUACAGUCAAGAUCACAGCAAGAAGCGAAGAAGAUGGCCUGGCCGCACUUGUUGUGGGCGGCGUGGCUUAA